AAAAAUACUUAAAGAAUUGUAGAUAGAACCAUUAAAAAAAACUCAUUCCAGAAGAUGAAUCUUGUCCAAAUAAUCAUCCUAACUACACUCGUCCCAAUCAUAUCAGCAAUAUACAAUGGCUAUCAAGCUGAACAAUAUCAAUUCCCACACAUUGUUCUUAUUAAUAGCCCUCAGUUUUACUGUGCAGGUGUUCUGAUAAGCAAACAGUACGUUCUGACAGCUGCACAUUGUUUAAUGUCUGUUCCGAAAGGUGGUUCAAUAAAAGUAUCGCUUGGUGUUUAUGAAUACUAUGGCUCAUCGUACUCGGAUGGUGAAUUAGUCAAGUCGAAAAGAUUUUGGAUACAUGAAAACUUCUCAAUGCCAUCGGCUGUGCAUGAUAUUGGAUUGAUUGAACUGCCAAAGAAAAUUGUUCCGUCAAAUAAAGUGAAUUUUAUUAGCAUUGACGCUCGGAAUUAUCCAGACUAUGAAUCGAGAGAUAAUCAAGUUUUGAUUGCUGGAUGGGGUUUUGUGAAAAACCAACAAGUCGCCAAAAAGUUAAUGUUCACAAACAUGACCUUGAUGCCAAUUCAGGAAUGCAUGAAGUAUAGUAAACAUUAUAUUGAGAAUUUGACUUAUAACCACAUUUGUGCAAGCAAAAUUACUGGAUUUCCAUGCAAUGGUGACUCAGGAGCACCUUAUGUUUCCAUCAAAACAGGAAAAGUUGUUGGAAUUCUAAGCUAUGUAAAAGAUGCUGAAGAUGGAGUUGACAUGGUUUCGGUUUCUGAGUUUGAAGCAUUAUCAGAUUGUGCAAAUGUGAAGAAGUUGAUCUUUGAAGGAAAAGUCCAGGAAAAAUCAAUUCAAUUGGCAAUUCUCCUAACACUUGUGCUUCAAAUUUUACCGGCCAAAGUUCUCCCACCAAAGUCAGUUUUGGGAUAUUUUCGUGACAAAAAGUUUGACGACUACGAAUUAGACCUUUGGACAUUUACACUCAAAAGCAGCUCAGUUAUCAAUUCGACCGAGUUUAUGAUCAUGUCGCGUCGUGCAGAAGCUGUGAAAGCAUUUAUGAGUAAUAAUUUGAAAAAUAUUGAAUUUUUGCCGGAAAAUGUGAAUGAAAAGUUUCCAAAUUUAGCCAUUUUUGAGGCUUUAAACUGUUCAAUUAAGGCAGUGAGGAAGGAAAACUUUUUUGGACUACAAAAGUUGGUGAAAUUAGUGCUGGAUUAUAAUGAAAUUCAGGAACUAGGUGCUGAUGUAUUUGAUGACUUAAUCCGACUCAAAACAUUGUCAAUUCAGUAUAAUAAAAUCCACGACAUCAACGCUGCAGCAUUUAAAAACCUAAAAGCACUUCAUGGUCUGUACAUUGGCCACAAUAAGCUUAAGUACCUCAACAAAAAUCUUUUUGAAAACCUACUGGAAUUAAGGAACCUCUCGAUGCAUUACAAUCAUAUUACGUACUUGGGUGAUGAGCACUUGAUGCACAACUCAGAGUUGGAAUACAUGUGGCUGGAACAUAAUGACAUAAGUCAUUUAAGCUACACAAUGUUUAAUUAUAUGGAAAAAUUGAAAUUUAUUGAUUUUAGUUUUAAUUUACACAUGUGGAGUGGAUUUGUGUAUGAGAAAAAUCAGGAAUAAAGUUUUUUAUGGGAUUUUAAACUUU
Molecule: messenger RNA, 1633 nt
Organism: Chironomus riparius
Lineage: Eukaryota; Metazoa; Arthropoda; Insecta; Diptera; Chironomidae
Source: the annotation of a GenBank genome assembly